Drosophila busckii is the source of this 2018-nucleotide messenger RNA. RefSeq names its product ADP-ribosylation factor-binding protein GGA1 (gene Gga). The record is from RefSeq and is a predicted model, not a curated record. Gene Ontology annotation, cellular component: trans-Golgi network. The coding region runs from base 46 to 1944 and encodes 632 amino acids. NCBI's taxonomy places the organism in Eukaryota, Metazoa, Arthropoda, Insecta, Diptera, Drosophilidae. The transcript is spliced from 5 exons. Gene Ontology annotation, biological process: intracellular protein transport; vesicle-mediated transport. Gene Ontology annotation, molecular function: small GTPase binding; phosphatidylinositol binding; ubiquitin binding.
ACUUCUUAAUUUUAUAAUUAAUAAUUGCUAGCAUUUGAUGUAAAUAUGACAACCGACGAAAGCAUAAUGGCAGAAAUGUUGGAUCGCGCAACAAAACCAGACAAAGAUCGUGUGGAUGAGUUGGGCGUCCAAAUGUUCUGCCUGGUAGUGCGCAGCAAUAGUCAGUUGGUACACAAAGCUCAGGAAAUGAUAAGAACCAAAAUAUGUUCAAGCAACGUCAUCGAAGCGACGCGAGCAAUUGCACUGCUAGAGGAGUGCAUGACGCAGUGUGGCGGUGAGUUUCAGGAAGAAGCAGCUAAGUUUCGUUUUCUUAAUGGACUUAUACGGCUAGUCUCCAAAAAAUACGAAGGCGCUGAGACAGCGCACGAAGUGAAGCAACGAAUUAUGGAGUGUUUGCUUCUCUGGACUACUGAGUUUCCGGACCGGCAAAAGAUACGUGAUGCCUACGAUAUGCUUCGUAAAGAGGGUGACAUUGAGCAUGGUCAGUCGGCAGCGGCGCAGGCAAAGCGUGAGACUGUGCUUAACACCAUUGACGAGGCCAUGUUUGCUAAGCUUAUCAGGAGCAAGGAUCCAGAGAACUUUAAGCGUGCCAAUCUGUUACUGCAGUAUCGAAUGGCGCAGGAGGCACGCCGCAAUGAUUUGCUUGCUCAACAUCGCUUGGUGUUACAAGAGGUGCAGGAGACAAUGAAGCUGCUCAAUCAAAUGCUGGACACCUAUAAUCCAAAUGACCCCAGCGAAGAUGUAAGCGAAACCAUACACGAGCUCUAUAAGAGCUGCAAAAAGCACAAGCCCAUCUUUCAUCAUUUGCCCGAGUUGUUGGGCGAGUCCGAUGCUCAGCUGAUUGAGGACACGUUGCAGACAAAUGGCGAGUUAAUUGCUAUCAUGUCGCGUUAUAAGCAGCUUGUUGCGUCGCCAGGCAAAGCUGUAGGGACUCCAGGAACAACACCAGCAGGUCAAGGAGCAGGAGCGGGCUUAGCUAGUAAUUCUACUGCUUCAGGCAAUGCAUCACUGCUUAAUGAGCUGCUAGGAGAUCUACUGCUGAACGAUUCUAAUGGCACCACUAUUAACAACCCAAAAACCAAUGUCAUGUCAGAUCUUAGCGAUAUUUUUAGCAGCGCUUUGGCUGAGAGCGAACAAAAGCAACAGAUAGGACAUGUUACUAAGCUGCUAGAGCCACAAGUGCUUAGUCCUAGUAAGACUGACAAUGGGAAUGACCCCUCUAAUGGGGCCGUGGAACCCAUGGGGGAUACUAAGACUUACAGCGCUUCUGCACGCAAGAUGCCAGCCAUCGCUAUGCUGAGCGAGGAACUUUUCCAAAGGAUAAUGCCAACGCAAGAGCGUGUGAGCAGCUUUAAACGCGAACCGGAGAAACUAACCCUUAACGAUUUGGCGCGCGAGCGCAUGCACGUGAAACCAGCCACGGAGCAGGUGGAUGAUGUGCCAUUGCUGAGCGCUCCAGAUAUUCCAACCAAAGUGGAGCAAUCAGCUCCUGCACCCAUAGUGAUGACGUCCAUGCCAAGCAAGCAACAUUUAAGCGAGAUUAACAUCGAACUUGAUCAUGUCCAAGCCACGGGUGAGCAGCGUGUUGUGCUCGAUGACGACGACUUGCAUCUGAGCCUUAACUUUACUGAAGACCGGCCUAGUCAACAAGUGUCUGUCAUUGUAAUAUCAGCUCAAAACAAGAGCCGGCUACAAUUGAAAGACUUUCAGUUCGAGGCAAGCGUCAGGAAGCCGUGCAAGGUGCGUCUGAUGGCACCGACAGACAACGAAAUGUUAGCUCAUAAACCAUUCCGACCAGUUACACCCAUUAACCAGGUGAUGCUGCUGCUGAAUCCUACGGGCAAGCCGGUGGACAUAACAUGUAUUGUCAGCUAUAAGCUGGGCGAUGAUCCGGAUCCCAUUAAAGAGUCAAUUGUGGCGCAGGGCAUUGCCUAUGUGGAUUAAUGAAACAUGUCUUUACAUACAUAUAUUCUAGUUUUUUUGCAAUGGCGUAUGCAUUACUGGAAAGGAUUUUUUUA